Messenger RNA from Monoraphidium neglectum, 1269 nucleotides. Its product is annotated as Solute carrier family 35 member F2. The transcript has 5 exons. Gene Ontology annotation, biological process: transmembrane transport. Bases 1 to 1269 code for a protein of 422 amino acids. The record is from RefSeq and is a predicted model, not a curated record. Gene Ontology annotation, cellular component: membrane. Gene Ontology annotation, molecular function: transmembrane transporter activity. NCBI's taxonomy places the organism in Eukaryota, Viridiplantae, Chlorophyta, Chlorophyceae, Sphaeropleales, Selenastraceae.
AUGAUGAACAUAACGUAUGGAAGCUGGGCGGCGACGGGCCAGCACACCGCGUCGCGUGCGGGCUCGCGCCGCCGCCUGAUCGCGGCUGUCCUCUUGGCGCAGUUCCUCUCCCUGUGCCUGGCCGUCACGGGCAUCUCCUCCGCCGCCCUCGCCGCCGCCGGCGUCGCGCUGCCGACCAGCCAGUCGGUGCUCAACUACGGGCUGCUGGCGCUCGCGUUCGGCGGCGCGCGGCUGGCGCGCGGCGGCGCGCUCGCGCGGCCGUGGUGGUGCUACGCGGCCCUUGCCUUGGUGGAUGUCGAGGCAAACUUCCUCGUGGUGAAGGCCUAUCAAUACACAAGCCUCACGUCCGUCACACUUCUCGACUGCUUCACCAUCCCCGCUGUCAUCGCGCUCUCCUAUUUCGUCCUCUCUGCCCGCUACCGCCCCCGCCACUACGUGGCCGCGGGCGUGUGCGUCGCUGGCCUCGCGCUGCUGGUGGCGAGCGAGGGCGUGAGCAGCACGGCGGGGCCGGCGCCGCUGCUGGGGGACGCGUUGGUGGUGGCGGGCGCGCUGCUGUACGCUGUCAGCAAUGUUACGCAGGAGCUGUUCCUUGGGGCCGCCUCCACAGCUGAGGUGUUGGGCAUGGUCGGCGCCUUCGGCGCACUCAUCGCCGCGGCGCAGGCUGCCCUGCUCGAGCGUGGCGCGUGGGCCGCGCUGCUCGCGCCCGACGCCGGCGGCGCGGGCGGCGCCGGGCAGGCGGAGGGACGGCACGCGUUGGUGCAGUCUGUGGGCGUCGCGUUUGGCGCCUUCACCGCGGCACUGUUCGCCUUCUCGUCGCUCGUGCCGGUGGUGCUGGUCUGGGGCGGCGCGACGGCCCUCAACCUGUCGCUGCUGACGUCAGACAUGUGGGCGGCCGCCGCGCGCGUGCUGCUGUUCGGCGGCUUCGGCGGCGCCGGCGGGUGGUUCGCGGCGUCGCUCGCGCUCGUCGCGGCGGGGCUCGUGCUGUACGCGUCUGCAGGCAGCGCCAAGGCGGACGACGGGCGCGGUGCAGCCGGCGACGGCGGCGCGUCGGCGCUGCAUGCGAGUGCGCGCGGCUUCGAGGCCGUCCCUGUUGCUGACGAGGACGACCACUUUUCAAGUGAGCAGCAGGAGCAGCAACGGCUUCGGCAGCAGCAGGAACAGCAGCAGGGGCAGGGGCAGCAGCUGCGACGAGAGGGCAGCGGCGCGGAUCUGCUUGUUCAGUGGCAGCAGGCCCCGCCGCCGCGGCCGGCGCCGGCUGGCACGGUCUAG